This is a messenger RNA of Vombatus ursinus (common wombat), 3461 nucleotides long. RefSeq names its product chloride voltage-gated channel 4 (gene CLCN4). NCBI's taxonomy places the organism in Eukaryota, Metazoa, Chordata, Mammalia, Diprotodontia, Vombatidae. Gene Ontology annotation, molecular function: voltage-gated chloride channel activity. Gene Ontology annotation, cellular component: synaptic vesicle; membrane; Golgi apparatus. Bases 399 to 2681 code for a protein of 760 amino acids. The record is from RefSeq and is a predicted model, not a curated record. Gene Ontology annotation, biological process: transmembrane transport; chloride transport. The transcript has 13 exons.
UUCAGCCUUUCUCAGUCAUGCUCGUAGUUUAAAGUUGAAGUGGAUUUCCGUAACAUUUUCAUAUUAUGUCCCGGGAAUCAUAAACCAGAAGCAAACAGCUGUUUGCAAAAGAGAGAUCCAGAAGGUUUCAGCCAAACAGCUUGAAGAAGGCUUGGUGCGAGAUAAAAAAAAGAAACAAACAACCAAAACCAAAAGGAGGAGCCUCUCCCAAGCCCACUUCUCAUUGAUCUGGGAGGACUCACAGCCUGUCACUCUCCGCAUUUCCCCAGGGACUCGGUCACGUGGCGCUCCCUGCUCCCGCCCCAUGACGUCACUGCGUUGGCAGCCCUAGCCCUAGAGAAAGGAUGCUCUCUCCGUGGGGCUAGGCUGAGCGAUGUUGCAUUGCAGGUGUUAUUAAUAUGGUUAAUGCAGGAGAGAUGAAUGGGUCUGGUAAUCUGAUGGAUUUCCUCGAUGAGCCUUUUCCUGAUGUUGGGACCUAUGAGGACUUCCAUACCAUUGACUGGUUAAGGGAAAAGUCACGUGACACAGAUAGACACAGGAAGAUAACGAGCAAAAGCAAAGAAUCCAUAUGGGAGUUCAUCAAAAGCUUGUUGGAUGCUUGGUCAGGAUGGGUCGUGAUGCUCCUCAUUGGCCUGUUGGCAGGCACUUUGGCAGGAGUCAUAGAUUUAGCAGUGGACUGGAUGACUGAUCUAAAAGAAGGCGUUUGCCUGUCUGCGUUUUGGUACAGCCAUGAACAGUGCUGCUGGACAUCCAAUGAGACCACUUUUGAGGACAGGGACAAGUGUCCGUUGUGGCAGAAAUGGUCCGAGCUUCUGGUAAAUCAAUCAGAGGGUGCCAGUGCGUACAUUUUGAACUACUUUCUGUACAUACUGUGGGCUCUAUCUUUUGCGUUUUUGGCUGUUUCCCUAGUCAGGGUCUUUGCACCAUAUGCCUGUGGCUCUGGUAUUCCGGAGAUAAAGACCAUCUUAAGUGGCUUUAUUAUAAGAGGCUACUUGGGGAAGUGGACACUCUUAAUCAAAACUGUUACCUUAGUCCUGGUGGUAUCUUCUGGCCUCAGCCUUGGAAAGGAAGGCCCUUUAGUACAUGUGGCUUGUUGCUGUGGUAACUUCUUCAGUAGCCUGUUUUCCAAAUACAGCAAGAAUGAAGGAAAGAGAAGAGAAGUACUUUCAGCGGCAGCUGCUGCUGGGGUCUCUGUUGCCUUUGGUGCUCCCAUUGGAGGUGUACUUUUCAGUCUUGAAGAGGUCAGUUACUACUUUCCCUUAAAAACUCUCUGGAGGUCUUUUUUUGCUGCCCUGGUGGCUGCUUUUACACUGAGGUCCAUCAAUCCCUUUGGGAAUAGUCGUCUGGUUCUCUUUUAUGUGGAAUACCACACACCCUGGUACAUGGCUGAACUUUUCCCCUUCAUCCUACUUGGUGUCUUUGGAGGUCUCUGGGGGACCCUUUUUAUUCGCUGUAACAUUGCCUGGUGUAGAAGACGGAAGACCACACAGCUAGGAAAGUAUCCUGUGUUGGAGGUCAUAGUGGUGACAGCCAUCACCGCCAUAAUUGCCUACCCUAAUCCAUAUACUCGACAGAGCACCAGUGAGCUCAUCUCUGAGCUGUUCAAUGAUUGUGGAGCCUUGGAGUCUUCUCAGCUCUGUGAUUACAUCAAUGACCCAAAUAUGACCAGGCCUGUUGAUGACAUUCCUGAUAGACCAGCUGGGCCUGGGGUUUACACUGCAAUGUGGCAGCUGGCUUUAGCCCUCAUCUUCAAAAUCAUCAUUACAAUAUUUACUUUUGGCAUGAAGAUCCCUUCAGGCCUUUUCAUUCCCAGUAUGGCUGUGGGAGCCAUGGCGGGCAGAAUGGUGGGGGUAGGAGUGGAACAGCUGGCUUACCACCACCAUGACUGGAUCAUCUUCAGGAACUGGUGCAGACCUGGAGCAGACUGUGUCACUCCUGGACUUUAUGCAAUGGUGGGAGCUGCAGCCUGCCUAGGUGGAGUUACCCGAAUGACUGUUUCGUUGGUGGUGAUCAUGUUUGAGUUAACAGGAGGUCUGGAGUACAUUGUACCACUAAUGGCAGCAGCUGUGACGAGCAAGUGGGUAGCAGAUGCAUUUGGAAAAGAAGGAAUCUAUGAGGCACACAUCCACUUAAAUGGUUACCCAUUUCUAGAUGUGAAGGAUGAGUUCACUCACAGGACACUGGCAACUGAUGUCAUGAGGCCCAGGCGUGGGGAGCCGCCACUUUCCGUGCUCACCCAAGAUAGCAUGACGGUGGAAGAUGUGGAGACGCUGAUUAAAGAGACAGAUUAUAAUGGCUUCCCAGUGGUGGUUUCCAAAGACUCAGAGAGGCUCAUUGGUUUUGCCCAGAGGAGAGAACUCAUUCUUGCCAUAAAAAAUGCCAGGCAACGCCAGGAUGGGAUCGUGAGCAAUUCUAUCAUGUAUUUCACUGAAGAGCCCCCUGGACUACCUGCAAAUAGCCCCCAUCCCUUGAAGCUGAGGCGCAUUCUCAACCUGAGCCCCUUCACGGUCACCGACCACACCCCCAUGGAGACGGUGGUAGACAUCUUUCGGAAGCUGGGGCUCCGGCAGUGCCUGGUGACUCGUAGUGGGAGGCUGCUGGGUAUCAUAACAAAGAAGGAUGUGCUAAGACAUAUGGCCCAGAUGGCAAAUCAGGACCCUGAAUCCAUCAUGUUUAAUUAGACCACUCAUACUUCUAACGCAUGUGAAUAUUACUUUGGAGAAAAACAAAAAAGGUUGCAUCGUCAUUUUUUUAAAAAAAGAAACAACAAUAUGCCACCAAACCAAAAUGAAAACUUUUCACAGGGAGCAGCGUGGAACAAAACUGUGAAAGCAGUUGAAGAAGGAUGAGACAUUUCUUAAAUGAUUGGGUAUAUAGGUUAGCACUUUAACCCUCUACAAGUUUCAAACUGUUUCCCUAAAGUGUUUACUAACAACUCAACUGGUACCCAGGUAAGUAUAAAUAGUGUGGCCUACACAUGGCAAAGAAGGAGAAACAACACUAGAGAAACAUAUCAAUCUAGAGGACCAUGUGGGAGGCUUUAACUUAGGAACAAAUGUGAAGCUUCAAGUUCAGAAGCAUAGAGGAAUAAGUAUGUAAAUCUCUUUAUUUAUUUGUAACUGAAGUUUUGUUGCUUUGUUACUGAAUCAUAAAAAGACAUUUGUCACUUAUUUUGUUUUAAAAAUUAAAUUUUGAAGAGACUUAAAACUGUAAGUAUGAAAAGAAAUCCGUGGAAUCAUAGAAAGUCUUUUUCUUGUUCUCAGAUACGGUUAUUUUGGUAUCCCCAGUGGUAGCCUAGCCAUCACCGUGACUGAGUGUUAAAAUCAAAGAUGUUUGGAAGAAUGAACCUCUUCUCUAUGCAAGACUCAAAUCUUAAAACUGCACUACGAAAGUAUUCUUGAGUUUGGUCCUGGAUUUCAUUGCCCUCUAUACAAAGAAAUACAUUGUUAUUUUGAAAGGUA